AUGAAGUUCCUCAGCCUCCUCACUCUUGCUUCCUUCGCCACGGCCUCUCCUUUCCGCCGGCAACAAACUGUCACAGGAACCAUCAAGUCCUCGGUUGACACUGUAUCAAGCUCCUCUUUGGUAACUCUCAACGAGAUCGACGAUAAUGUCCUCUUGAUCAAGAACAACGUCGAUGCGCAAGUCGUUGUACAAGCUCAAGCCCUUGUUAAGGCCAAUUACCAAGCCAUCGCCCAAGGCCUGGCUGGUUCCACAACCACGAUUGUCAGCGUCACAACAGGGGCAGCUGGUGGUGUUGCUGGCCAAGCCAUUGGUCUCACCAACCAACAGAUCGCGACACUCACUGCCUCUAUUCUCGUCGUUAUCGACAUCGUUGAGAACAUAGGCGCCACUGUAACCGUCACCGUCACAGACCUGACCCCUGCCCUGCGAGCUACUUUCCAGGCUGAGAUCAAUGCUGUCAAGGCUGCCCUCAACCCCUUCAUCAGCCCCGUUCUCCUCUUCGCGGCUGCUGUACGAGCUGCGAGCGUAGGCGGUAGUGCUACUAUCACUGGCCUCGACAAUGCCAUUGUCAAUCUCAUCAGAGUCCAGGGCGAACUCGUGGCGUCCCUCGGCAUCCCUGCCCUUAAUCUCUAA
Molecule: messenger RNA, 633 nt
Organism: Fusarium proliferatum ET1
Lineage: Eukaryota; Fungi; Ascomycota; Sordariomycetes; Hypocreales; Nectriaceae
Exons: 2
Coding region: 1-633 (210 amino acids)
Source: RefSeq, a predicted model, not a curated record